Messenger RNA from Pochonia chlamydosporia 170, 603 nucleotides. RefSeq lists its product as hypothetical. Lineage: Eukaryota; Fungi; Ascomycota; Sordariomycetes; Hypocreales; Clavicipitaceae. The transcript has 3 exons. Bases 1 to 603 code for a protein of 200 amino acids. The record is from RefSeq and is a predicted model, not a curated record.
AUGGUUCAAACACUAUUUCCCCUUCCACAUCCGGCAGUUCAAGGGACGUCAGAGUCAGUCCCUGUGCAGGAGUUUGCAGCAAACUUCCAGCUGAAAUGGGGUCCUUUCAGACAUCCAAAGGCAUGGAGUGCUUCCCACCCUUGUCUCGAUUUUGCAUUGAAGAUCUUCUCAAGAAAGACGGGUGGUGUCCCCAAAGCGAGCCACUGUCGCGGCGGGCAAAGCAAAAUCUUGGAACAACAGCAACAAAACUUGAUUCACUGGGCACCUAGGUAUGUGGUGGUGGCUCGAAUCGGGCAGCAUCCAACAUCAAAUGACCUCUCUCUUUGGGAGUCUGGGCCAAAGUUGACAGCGGGCUCAGUCAACCCGAUGGCAGGAAACGUCCAGAUGUCUGAAGAAAGGGUGUGGGCUCAAGGAAGCAAGUGGACUGGAGGGACGGUGACGGUGACUCGUGGACGGCGCGUGGCAUGGUCGGCGAGUUUGAUGCAGCUUGUAGUUCUUGGAUGUCGGUCGGGACGAGGCGUGGCGUCCGUCACGUCAAUCGUCCGGCACGGCUCUGGCAUCUGGCACACAGAGACUGUCGUGCUUUCAGCUGGCUUGGGCUAA